Aspergillus aculeatinus CBS 121060 is the source of this 1200-nucleotide messenger RNA. RefSeq lists its product as uncharacterized. The record is from RefSeq and is a predicted model, not a curated record. Bases 1 to 1200 code for a protein of 399 amino acids. Lineage: Eukaryota; Fungi; Ascomycota; Eurotiomycetes; Eurotiales; Aspergillaceae. The transcript has 7 exons. Gene Ontology annotation, molecular function: protein binding.
AUGGACGACCGAAGCAAUGACGAAUAUUGGUGGGGUGCAACCGUCAGGGCACCUGAGGAUAUGAAUCCAGUGGAAAGCUUGGACUCCAUUGUGUUGGAGGAUGAUCGCCAGUGGCGCUCCCUUCAGCUGGCGAAAUUGCCAGCAGAGAUAUUCCUGGAGUGCUUUGAGCAUAUGACCAAUCGAGAACUGGCUAACCUCAGCCAGACUUGCAAGUAUCUGUACCUGAUGUUUCGUUCACUGCUCCGGAAGAAAGCCCGGCAGUUUGCACUGGCGACCCUGGAUGAGUACCGAGAGCUGCUCUGGAUCGAUCGAAACGGUCGGGCCCUCUACAAAGACUGGCAGACGGACCUAUACUCCAUUCCCUUCCGUGAACCCGUCUUCGAGGCUGUCGCGGCUGGGGAUUACUCUCUUGUUGAGUGUUAUUUGCGCGCCGGCGUGAGUCCCAAUGCCUACGGGCUGGAGGGCUGGCCCUUGCUGCCAUGGGCCGCCCGCAGUGGCCGGUUGGAGAUAGCGCAGCUGCUGCUGGACCAUCCUGCCAUUGAUGUCGGGCUCGUGGCCUGCGAUGAGCAAGUAUUCCCCGAUUGCAGUCCACUUCCAUUGGACAUUCUGUGCAACCGCCACUACCACUGGAGCUACCAUUCGGAGAGAGAUCUUCGCCUGCUAGACUCUGUCGUUCGCUCGCUCCUAUGCAAAGGGGCGACAUUCGAACACUUCAACGCCUUUCAGUAUAUCAGCGCCAGUCCGCAUCGACUCCGGUUCAUGGAGGCGGCGAUGGAGAAUGGUUCCGAUCUCCAGGCCGUGGUCAUUGGCAUGCGGCGGACGACCUGGUGUCACCACCACGAGUCCCCUGCAAAGUUCGCCGCUUGCCAGCCGGACUCGCGAUAUCUUGAGCUCGUCGUGCGCGUGGCUCCCGAGAUCCUGGGUAACGUAGGGAGAGCGGGCCUACGGCCUUGUCCCCGGGAGAGACUUCCGCCGCCGCUAGAAGCGACGCAAGGAACCCGUGGGUUCUGUAUCCUGGAGCGCAAGCUGCGCUUGAAGUGGGGUUUGGCUGGUAGUGGCAGAUACUUUGAGGUUGGGGUUGGUGUCUGUUCAAGGCCUGCUGGCCCAAUGGUCAAUACCGCGGCAUCGACCUCAUCCGCAGGGCCACAAUUUACCCAGUGCAUACCGGCGACAUAUAUCCGCGACCCUGGGAUCGAUUGA